This is a messenger RNA of Dendrobium catenatum, 974 nucleotides long. Its product is annotated as NAC domain-containing protein 83. The transcript is spliced from 3 exons. The record is from RefSeq and is a predicted model, not a curated record. The coding region runs from base 174 to 833 and encodes 219 amino acids. Lineage: Eukaryota; Viridiplantae; Streptophyta; Magnoliopsida; Asparagales; Orchidaceae. Gene Ontology annotation, biological process: regulation of DNA-templated transcription. Gene Ontology annotation, molecular function: DNA binding.
UCCCCCCCCUCUCAUGCAAUUACUCACAUCCACUUCCCUAUUCUCUUCUUCCUUCAGUCCCUUUCCUUCUCUCAGCUCCAUCAAAAAUGGAUUAUGAAUUCUGUUAAGCUAUCCAAUUUGGGCCUCUGUGGAGAGACCAAGUAGAGAAGCUUAAUUACCUUGUGGAGAUAGAAAUGGAGAGAAAAGAGUUUAUGCAGCAUGGUCUGGUCAGGCUGCCCCCUGGUUUCAGAUUCCAUCCUACUGAAGAAGAGCUUGUUGUUCAGUACCUGAGAAGGAAGGCCUUCUCCUUCCCCUUGCCGGCCGCCAUCAUUCCCGAGAUUGAUCUCGGGAAACUGAACCCUUGGGAUUUACCCUGUGGCUCUGGUGGGGAGAAAUAUUUCUUCUAUCUUAGGGAGAGUAAGAGUGAACAAAAAAAAGGGAGAGUAUCCUACCAGAAAGCAAGGUUGGGCUACUGGAAAUCCAUGGGGAAGGAGAAACCAGUCUUGGCUUCUUCUCAUGGAAACGAAUUAGUUGGUUUGAAACAAGUCAUGGUCUUUUACAGAGGGAAGUCUCCUCAUGGAUCAAAAACAGAUUGGAUCAUGAAUCAGUACAGCCUCUCCAACAAUGAACUUCUGAAGAGCUCAACCCAAAGUUUGAUUGCUUCAAGCAAAGAGUGGGUAGUUUGUCAAAUCUUUGUGAAGAGAAGAAGCAUGAAAUUGAGGGUGCGGAACUCAAGGCAUGAAGAAAACCUUCAGAUUCCUGCAACAUCUUCUUCUUCUUCUUCUUCUAGCUGCAUAACCGAAGAUCUCUCUGAUGAAGAAGAGUCUGUUAAUGGAGAAGAAGCUAUGAGCUAAAUUCCUACUGCUUAGCCUAUUUAAGUCUAAUAUCUUCAGCUCAUGUGCACUUUAUAUCAAAGUUUCAAUUUCAGAGAAAUCAUAAAUUGAAUCAACUUUGAGACAUUUCAUCUUAAUAACAUUAACAACCAGUUUGACUUC